CCUCGGCACCGCGUGGGCGGAUUGAUUGAGGGAGUUGCAGUGUUUGUGUUGCUGCUUGCUUGUGUGAGAAAACGUUACAAUGGUGCAACUUUCUAAAACUGGAGCAAGAGACACGCUGAAAGCUGGUCAUCCUCCUGCAGUGAAAGCUGGAGGAAAAAGAGUGGUGAAGAAGAGUGCUGAGGAUAACACCAAUGUGGAGAAAGAGGGCAAGAAAGUGGAUAAAUCCAGGUCCCUGCCGACCCCUUCCAGAACGCAGCACCUGAGUCUUCUCCUUUCUGGUCCACUUGAGAAGCUGGGUCAUGAUUUCCCCGAGACUCCAGUUUCUGUGCGGCACAGUCGAGUCCGACCGAGCGUGGAGAAACCUCACGUCCCACGCAUCUCCAUCUGCAUUCAACAGCCACGCAGGUUUUGAGCCAAAAUAGCUUUUGCUGCUGAGCUUCUGACAACAUGAGACAACCAGGAUGUGAUUUUUGUAGGUGAAUCAUGGAGGUGAUUUGCUAGUAGACUUGUUACAAGGUUAUUGUAAUGUGAUUUGUUUAGGUUGGUUGUUGUAGCUUUGCAGCUUUUGAAGGUUUUUCUUCCUGCGUGGAAUGUGUUCUUGUGCAGUGGAACAUUGAUUAACUCUCUUGAAUAUGCAUGAAGUUUCUUUUUGAUAAUUAAUGAAACCUAUUUUUCCUACUCGCGAAA
Messenger RNA from Carassius carassius (crucian carp), 687 nucleotides. RefSeq names its product death-associated protein-like 1 homolog. Gene Ontology annotation, molecular function: death domain binding. Gene Ontology annotation, biological process: apoptotic signaling pathway; negative regulation of autophagy; cellular response to amino acid starvation. The coding region runs from base 80 to 412 and encodes 110 amino acids. Lineage: Eukaryota; Metazoa; Chordata; Actinopteri; Cypriniformes; Cyprinidae. The record is from RefSeq and is a predicted model, not a curated record. The transcript has 5 exons.